AUGAAUGAAAGCCAGCCAGAAAAGAAAACACCAAAGCAAGCAUUCAUAGCAAGUGCAAGCAAUCUUCUUGCAAACCCAAACGACAAAACAAUGGGAGAGCUAAGAAGGUGCACAAAAUCAGUUCUAAAAAGAAAGGAGAAAGGAACAAUUCGCCUUGUUCUUCUGACACUCGCAAAAGUCUUCUUCAAUUUACUGCCGUCUUACAACAUAAGAACAAAGGACCACAAAUACAACGCAGCCUCAAAAAUAACAAAUUAUGAAUAUCAGCUGAUAAAAGAGUGGGAAGAAUAUUUAAAGCUCAUAACCCGGUCAAAAACAGAAGAAUCAUUUGAAGCAGCUGCAAUUCUUCUGCCACAGUCAAUUCUUUUCAACAAAAGCAUGAAACUAGUUGGGAAGGUAGUAAAGGGAACUGCACUAAAAAGUAAAGUAGGAAAAAAGUGCCAGAAAGUAUUAGUGAAGAUCUUUAAGUGCGACAAAGGCAAUAGAAUAGUAAAGAUACUUGAGGUGAUGAAUCAGAUGAACAUGGAAACAAUCCCAAAGGCAGCCAUUAAGGCACUCUUCCACAUAUCAGAUGCAGCCUUAACAAAGCCAGAGAAAGUUGAAAGAUUCGCAAAGUCAGAGAUGAGGAAAUUAUCCGUUGAAGAGAAGGCAAUUAAAAAGGAGGCACAGUUGCACUUCCUGCCAGAAGAAUUAAAAGCCUGGAAAGGCAUAAAUGAAAGGCUUCUUAGAAUAUAUUUAAUGAUCCUGACAGUAAAACCAAUUGAAAAGCAUUACUAUGCACUCACACAGAUACAGAGGCUGCACAUCCCAGGGCACCUUAAGGAAGGUAUAUUUAUCAUGCUAACAGAAAAGGUGUUAUAUUUGAAGAACGAAAUGACCCCUAGGAAAGCAGCUAUUCUAGCAUCCUGCUACAUGACUAUGCACAUGAUAUACAAAGAAGAGAUAGAAUAUUCAUUCCAGAUAGAAGAAAUUGAAAAGAUCCCAGUUGAAGUGCUUUUAGAGAUGGAUGAAAAAGAGAUAGAGAUAGUCUAUAAUGCACUCGGCAGGAUUGACAAGCACAAAGGGACACCUGGAAUAAUGAAGAUGCUUUUGACCCGGGGAAUGCACAGGAUAGAUUUACAGCUGGCAGAUCUAAUCAGGCACUUAAUGCCCAGGGAGGGACCAAGUGCAUUAGAGAAGGUGUCUUCAGAAGGCAUGUGGGAGAUUCCAAUUCUGACACCGCGCCCCAGAAUUUAA
This is a messenger RNA of Nematocida ausubeli, 1236 nucleotides long. RefSeq lists its product as uncharacterized. The record is from RefSeq and is a predicted model, not a curated record. Lineage: Eukaryota; Fungi; Microsporidia. The coding region runs from base 1 to 1236 and encodes 411 amino acids. The transcript has a single exon.